AUUGAUAAGAGCUUUAUGUGAGUAUGAGUGGUCACAGAGAACAUAUAAAUUCAAGGCAUACGAGGGAAAUCUUCCUAACAUCUUCAUCUCUGUCUUUUUCUUCACUGUCUUCCUCUGUUUCUUGGGAUGAUGCCGUAGAGCUAAGUACAAAAGAGUCCAAAGCAUCAUCUUCUGAGGAUACGAGUCAGCAGAAUGGGGUACUUUCAAAUGCUUCUUCUUCUAAAGGCUCUGACAUAUCGGGUGUGACUCAUGUCAGGAUGCAGCCUCCUUCUUCUGAAAUAUCGGGUUUGACUCAUGUCAGGAUGCAGCCAGCUCCAUCUCCACCUUCGAGGUUACGACCAGUUCACUUGAUGAAUAAAGGUAUAGCGAAUUACGAUCCCGGGAGAAUCCCUGCAUCGGUGUUUGGCAAGAAUGGAGAUGUGACUUGGAGCGAGAUUUCGAAUGAGUCUUUGUUUAGUCUGAAAAUUGAUGGGUAUAGAAAGUCAAACGCUCAAGCGCCUCGUCAAAGCAAUUUAAAACCUGAAGAAGUUUUGAUGUCGGGUGAGUUCUUGAGAUACUCUCCGUCUCUAGUAGUCAAGCCUGAGGAUGCAAAAGAGAAGAGAUCUGAAGUGAAAGAGAUAAAGAAUGAAGAAACAAGAGUUAAGAGUCACAUUCGUCAAGAGAAGUACCCGUCAUUUCCAGAUGUCCCAUUGAGUAGUAUCCCCAGCAACUUCUAUUGCCUAUAUGCGCCGCCGAUAAAAGGUCAAUCUUAUUCCCGUCCUGUCGAUGAGAAAAAGAAAAAUCUCGAGCUUUCCCAGAUCUAUCGGAGCUCCUGGGUUUAUAAAUCGCUGACUUCACAAUCGAUGGGUGGCUGCGUGGGUUGCUACAGAGAACACAGAUCAACUGCCACCACUCUGAAGGAUCCACCUUCCAAUUCCAUUGCUCGACCGUGUAAGAAACCUAGUGUCUCCGAAGAUUUCUGGUCAACAAGCACUGUUGAUAUGGACAACAUCACCUUCCCUUCACAGGGGAGCUUAUCAUCCAACCAGACUUUUGAUUCUCAGUCUGGUGCUAGAAACUCUAAUGCUCCUCCUGAAUUUGUUAAUCAGGGUCUUCUUCUUUGGAAUCAGACACGGGAGCGUUGGGUGGGCAAGGAAAAACCCAACAAGCCGGCGGAUCGCAAUCAAGGAGCCAAGUUAAAUUGGAACGCAGCAACGUAUGAUAGCUUGCUGGGGAGCAACAAGUUAUUUCCCCAACCCAUUCCUCUCACCGAAAUGGUGGAUUUUCUAGUGGACAUAUGGGAAGAAGAAGGACAUGUUCUUGUGUCUCCUGUCCCACUUGCACAUUGUUCCUACCUUCCAGGUGAUCUAGAGAAGAAGAAGAUGGAAAACACAGACGAACUUGUCUCCAUUGAGCUACCAGCUCCUGCUUCAUGGAAGAAACUGUUUUAUCCGAAAAGAGCAGGUACUCCGAGAAAGACAGAGAUUGUGUUUGUGGCUCCAACGGGUGAAGAGAUCAGCUCACGGAAGCAGUUGGAACAGUACCUCAAGGCCCAUCCUGGCAAUCCUCUCAUCUCUGAGUUUGAGUGGACAACUGGGGAAACUCCAAGGAGGUCUUCAAGGAUUAGCCAAAAGGUGAAGGCCACAACGCCUACUCCUGACAAAGAACCCCUCCUGAAGAAGAGACGAUCUUCUCUUACUAAGAAGGACAAUAAGGAGGCUGCUGAGAAAAAUGAAGAGGCUGCUGUGAAGGAGAACAUGGAUGUUGACAAGGAUGGAAAGACGGAAAACGCAGAGGCUGAGAAGGAGAAGGAGAAGGAGGGAGUGACAGAAAUUGCAGAGGCAGAGAAGGAGAACAAAGAGGGUGAGAAGACCGAGGCUGAGAAGGAGGGUCAAACGGAAAUUGCAGAGGCUAAGAAGGGUGAGAAGGAGGGUGAAAAGGCUGAGGCUGAGAACAAAGAGGCAGAAGUUGUGACUGACAAGAAAGAGUCCAUGGAAGUGGAUACCUCUGAGUUGGAGAAGAAGACUGAGAGUGGAGGAGGAGCUGAAGAACCUUCCAAAGUUGAAGGUCUCAAGGACACUGAAAUGAAAGAACCACAGGUAGUUGUUACUGAGGGUGAUGGAGAGAAGAAGCCUGCAGAUGAAAAGACUGAGAACAAGGGCAGCAUGACAACAGAGGCUAACGGAGAACAGAAUGUGACCCCGGGUGAACAUAACCUUGAUGCAGAUGCUGAAGUAAAUAAGGGAAAAGAACCCAAAGAAUAUGAUGAGAAGAAGAGUGAAGCUGAGGCAAAUAAGGGAAAUGACGCUCAAGAAUCUGAUGAGAAGAAGACAGAAGCUGCAGCAAAUAAGGAGAACGAAACCGAAGAAUCUGAUGUUACGAAGACAGAAGCUGCAGCAGCAACAGCAGUAGCAGAGGAGAAGAGUAACGACUUGAAGGCAGAAGACACAAACAGAAGCUUGGAGGCGAAUCAAGUUCAACAGCCGCAGGGCUCUGCAGCCUCUGUGAGCUGUUAAAACCUGUAUCGUUCUGUACAGAGCACAGAACGUGAAGAGUUUGUUGUGAUUUCAGGUGUAGCAUUAACAUUAUGAGUGCUUGUUGUAUGUGUUGGUAGAACUAAUGUCUCUCUAUGUAGUUCAGUUCAUUAUCAUUUGACGUUUGUACCUUUGUACUUUGUUGUAUCAUUAAUGUUAGGCAUUUAGACUAUUCUUUG
Molecule: messenger RNA, 2692 nt
Organism: Arabidopsis arenosa
Lineage: Eukaryota; Viridiplantae; Streptophyta; Magnoliopsida; Brassicales; Brassicaceae
Source: the annotation of a GenBank genome assembly